CUCAGUUCGGCUGUUCUCGUCGCGGAGCGUCCGAGCGGUGGAGGAAAAGGAAAGGAGAGGGGGGAGACUGGUCGUACUGGGAAGGGAAAAAAAGUCAACGACAUUUGAAUAUUAACACAAACCGUCAGCGGAAAGUGAACGCGGUACGAAUCGGCAGCUUUGAAGUCCACGUAGAGCCGCUUUUCCUCAGUCUAUGGUGUAAACACAUUAGUGUAGUUGUGACAUUGCGCCGUGAGCGACAGAGCAGAGGGAAAGGUCUCCUCCCAGUCUGUUGACGGAUACAGUUUGGCUUCAGUGAAAGGAGACACGGCUAGACCUCACUGUACAUUACCCCGGCCAGUGUUGAUUUGCCCAGGAUGUCUUCGAAGGCUCACAGUUCCAAUAACAUCACCCAUGCCCGGCGGACGGUGCAGCAGCUGAGAAUAGAGGCGAGCAUUGAGAGGAUAAAGGUAUCCAAGGCCUCUGCCGACCUUAUGAACUACUGCAGUGAACACGCCAGAAACGACCCUCUCCUUAUGGGCAUCCCCGCUUCAGACAAUCCCUUCAAGGACAAAAAACCCUGCACUAUAUUGUAGUGGUUCCACUUAGCCUUAAUGUUUGUUUGUUUUUUGUUUUUUUUUUUGCUUAUUAAUGUUGCUGUAUUCUUUUUGUUGGGAGGAGUGAGGGGUGGACUGUGAUCGUGUCAUUACCAUGUGUUCGCCUGUUCUUUUAACAGUUCAGCAAUUCAACCACUGUUAUCUCAAAAACAGUAAUGAGCAGAGAAAGCCCCGCACGCCUGUACUGUUCUCUGAAACUACUGACCCCGGCAGUGCCGCUGUUCAGUUCGAGCUCUCACCACUAACAACACUUUGGCUGCAUGAGUUGGGAUGGCAUCCGGUACACAAUGUUGCUUAAAUGCUAAUCAACAGCAGAUAUUAAUGCCUGAAUAUCGUACCAGCACUGGCACAGCGAUGGAUGUGGUCCUUCCUUUGUAAACAGUCUCACCUCCACUGGACUGUGAAUGUUACUGUCUCUGUGAUUUGCCUUGAGUGGAUUCAUGCAGCCAAAGUUUCCCUUCAUUCCUUUAAAAGUGUAUUAGUUUAAGGAUGGAUAAUAAUGGCUCUUAUCUUGUGGCCUCAGACUUCAUUCCCACCAGUAUUUUACAGAUUUAGUGCAGUUUAGAUCACUGGGUUCAGGAUUUACCCUGAGCUUCUACUCAAAUGUUACCAUGAUGUAUUUUUGAUCGGGGCACUAAUGUCACUGUAUCUGCUGUGAAAUUCAGAUACUCAAAGUAUUCUGCCACCCAUCACAACUGCAACGGCUCUGACUGGUCCAUGACAAUCCACAUGCCAUGUAAUCCACCGUUCCCCUGUCUGGUAUUUGCAGGUACGAUUACCAUUGUACAGUGUUGUCUUUAGCCGAUUGAAUGAACCAUCACAAUGAGAUAAGUUCCAUAGAAACGUCUUUCAUCCAAGAUCAUUUUAGCUCUGAUUCAAGCUGUUGGGAUACUAUGACCCCAGUGCUGUGAUGCUUUUGGAAACUUCUCAGCUGCACAUGUAAAACACAGAGCUGAUGAAGCAAAAAUGAAAAUGCUUUAUCACGUUCAGGCAGUGCAGAAGUUCUUUUUUUGUUGUUGUUGUUUUUUUCUGAAAACGUCCGCUGACUUUGUGUGUAGGGCAACACUGUGUAAUGAAGACCCUGGGACAAAGCCAAACCGAUGAUACUUCAUUUAAAAACAUCGAAAUAUGCGUCUGCAUGAGACCGUUUUUAGCCAUCCCUUCUGAAAACUCACUGUGGUACGUUAUUUUUAGGACGCUGACGACACAAAGUAUGCCAGCAAGUGCUACGCAACACUGUGAGCCACGCCAGUCUGCUCAUCACAACAGGCGUCUUAGUCGAGUGCUUGUGCUCGUUGUCUGUUGUCUUCGGCGCGAGGGUUGUAGGUACAGGUGUAAAUGGUAGUGUGCAUCGAUGAUUAAAACCACUCUCCUGAGACUGCUCUCAAAUCUUUCACGCUUUUUCAAUUGAAACUAAACAUUUGUGUUGGUGGGGGUCUUCAGUCUAACAUGUUUUCAUGUUGUGAUUCUCUGGGGGAACGUAUCUGCUAUGGUAAAGUUUAACAAAAGACCGAAUAGAUAGCAUAAAUAUUUUCUUUCACUCUAAAGCCUUACUUGUGUUUGCUUUGUAUCAUGAAGAACUCUUAAUGUGAGAACUUUCUUUGAAAAUAAGAUGUUUCUAUCAAAUGUUUUCAUCUGUGGGAUGAAAGUGAUUUGUAACAAUAUUGUGCCAUCUGUUCUCGUCUCCAUGUCACUAGCAGAACAUGUCAAAUCGUGUUUCACUUACCUGGUGCUCUCCGCUUUUUCGGCAGUUUUGGUAUUGUUGCCUUCUCCAAAGGGUACGUUCAGGUCUUCAAAUCAGCAAGAUCUGGUGUUAUUAUCCAAUUGUAUUUUUUUCUGAUUGUCUCUAACAGUCAGUUCUUCUUACUUGCAAUAAAUCAUUCCUGUAUGCCUCUUAAGGACAAGUUCAGAUCGCCACUGCCAUGUCUUGAUUUCUGUCCAUUCAGCAACUCCGUAACGGCCUUAUUGUACCAUUGAUAGAUUAAUUUAACUGUCAGAAUUUGCAUUUUGAUAAAUGUCUUUAUUAAUAUACCAACCUUUGUAUGAAGACUUAACUAAGAUUAAUAAAGUGAAGCAUUCCUGCA
Chelmon rostratus (copperband butterflyfish) is the source of this 2680-nucleotide messenger RNA. It is a transcript of the gene gng12a, whose product is annotated as guanine nucleotide binding protein (G protein), gamma 12a. Gene Ontology annotation, biological process: G protein-coupled receptor signaling pathway. NCBI's taxonomy places the organism in Eukaryota, Metazoa, Chordata, Actinopteri, Chaetodontiformes, Chaetodontidae. The transcript is spliced from 3 exons. Gene Ontology annotation, molecular function: G-protein beta-subunit binding. Bases 357 to 575 code for a protein of 72 amino acids. Gene Ontology annotation, cellular component: heterotrimeric G-protein complex. The record is from RefSeq and is a predicted model, not a curated record.